Pediculus humanus corporis (human body louse) is the source of this 210-nucleotide messenger RNA. RefSeq lists its product as uncharacterized. NCBI's taxonomy places the organism in Eukaryota, Metazoa, Arthropoda, Insecta, Psocodea, Pediculidae. The transcript is spliced from 2 exons. The record is from RefSeq and is a predicted model, not a curated record. The coding region runs from base 1 to 210 and encodes 69 amino acids.
AUGGUCGGAUCUGCAGUUUUAGGAGCAGCAGCGGGUACUGGUUUGGCAUUAGUCGUAGCCAUGACGAUAGUUGUGUACAGGUACUAUGCUCAUAAGAGAUACGGUAAAGAAUGGAGCGAUUUGGAAAGAUUCAGCGAUUCGAGAACUUCGUCGUAUACUAAAAAAAAUUCCGGAUAUUCCAUAACUCAAAAGAUGGAUUUACUCAACUAG